AUGUCUCCUGAUUUAAACCCCAUCGCCCCCUCCCCGCACGGCCGCCAUCCCUCUCAACCGACCGACUCUCCUACAUCCAUCUCAAACUCCCCUACGGCCUCACGACGCGUCUCUCAGGUGAUGGGACCUCCUCCAAUUCCAGGAAGUACAGCCAGUGUUGCUCCGUCAAACAAUGGCGGCGCUGCUGAGACAUCUGAUAUUGGCAUCGGGCCAGGACCUCUCCGUCAUCCUCGGCCGAUGACUGCCGCCGACCUACAUUUAGUUUUAGAAAAAGAGCAAGAGGCAGUGGUCAAUCGCCUCACACGCGAACUCACCGUGCUCCGGCAGCAAACCGCCUCUGUCGCGUCUACUGCAUCGACCACAUCGACAGGCCUCAAUGACUCCAUAGAUGGGACAUCCUAUCCUACGUCAGCUCGUCAUCGAUCGUCCUCGAGCCUUAGCGGUCACAUUCCGGCGGGAUCAGCAGCCUUGGCAGCUAGCGUGUCCAGCAUUGCUCCUUCGCGAGAUACAGCUUUACCUGCGUCACGACCGUCUGGGGAGUAUACACGCGUGGUACGCAGCCGUGAGCCGUCUGUGACCUCUCCACGACAACCGUUAUCGCCUUACGGUGACCACGGGCAUUCUUCUAUCGGGCAAUCUCAAGGCCCCCAUCGCAGCUCCGUAUCUCACUCGCACUCGCACUCUCACAGCAACACCUAUCUUCCCGAUGUGCAUCGGUCGGCUUCUAAUGCUUCUACAGCGGGAAGCCGGUAUGAAGAGACUGCUCACCACCGGGUAGAGUUGGAAACGGUCAAGAGGGAAAAUGAAAUGCUGCGUCGGCGGGUACGCGAGUUAGAACAGAGCCUCAAGACGUAUCGUGAUGCACAGCCGCACGACGAGUCUCCAACAGCCCAUACUUCCAGCCUGGUUGCUGCAAACAUGUCUGGAAGCAACGUCGUUCACGUGAAAGGCAUCGCAGCCACCACCACCGAGAAGGAAGUUCGUGACUUCUUCAGCUUUUGUGGAAAAAUUUCCAACCUGACUCUUACGCCUGAAUCUGGCGAAGCCGGUGCUUCCCAGUCCGCUACCGUAACCUUUGAAAAGGAGACUGCUGCAAAGACUGCACUUCUUCUCGACAACACCCAGCUCGGACCCGCCGCCGUCCAUGUUGAAGCCGCGCAGAGCAUCGACGACAUUGCUGGAACUCAUGCUGCCAGCGCCCACGAGGCCAAGGACGAGCACCAGCAUGAUAUUGAACAGGAAGACAAGCCACGCUCGCGAAUUAUUGCCGAGUAUCUUGCUCACGGCUACACCGUCAGCGACCAGGCCAUUCAGCAGGCCAUUGCUCUCGACAACAAGCACGGAUUCUCAAACAAGUUCACUAACGCGCUGACCAACUUUGACACCAAAUUCAAGGCCACCGACCGGGCCAAGGGCAUCGAUGAGAAAUACAAAAUCACCAACCAGGCCAGCACUGGCUGGCGCGGCCUUACCUCGUACUUUGAAAAGGCCCUAGACACCCCGACUGGCCAGAAGGUGCGCGACUUUUACGCGCAGACCGACAAGCAAGUCCGUGACAUUCACACCGAAGCUCGUCGUCUUGCCGACCUUAAGAGCGGAAAAGCUACCGAGGGCGGUGCUGCUACUACUGAGGCUACUUCUGCUGAGGUCCCUGGCAUUGCUACGGAUGCAAGUGCUCUCCCUCCAAAUGAGACCAAGCCUGUGGCUUAA
Talaromyces rugulosus is the source of this 1710-nucleotide messenger RNA. RefSeq lists its product as uncharacterized. The transcript is spliced from 6 exons. Gene Ontology annotation, molecular function: RNA binding. The record is from RefSeq and is a predicted model, not a curated record. Lineage: Eukaryota; Fungi; Ascomycota; Eurotiomycetes; Eurotiales; Trichocomaceae. Bases 1 to 1710 code for a protein of 569 amino acids.